CGCUCAGCUGAAGGAGUCGGGGCAGUCGUAGAAACUUCAGAAGAAAGAUAAAACGAAGUUUGGAGGGGAGUCCCCGCAAGUUCUGGGCGCUGUUGGGCAAAAGCAGAUCUGCCCUUUCUGCAAAGUGAAGGGUACUACAUGAAACAGAACUGACAGCCACGAUGCCUGCUUUCUUUCAGAAGAUGCUAGUCUUCUUGGUCCUCUUUCUCACAAGUGUGAAAGAAAUCAGCUCCCUGGAAAUCACUCCCAGUGCCCACGAAGUUGUCCUCAAUCUCUACACUGAUUUUACCCUGAAAUGUUCAGGCCACAAUGAGGUUUUAUGGAAAACAGACAACAAGUAUACCAAACUAGACGCUGUCCUGGAGAAAAGGGGCACCAUUUUUACCAACACCCUCACAUUAAGGAACUUGACUGGUUUAAACACAGGUGAAUAUUCCUGUGCCGACAAUCAAGUCCUGGAUGAAAAGGCCAUCUACAUUUUUGUACCAGAUCUCUCCAUGCCUUUCCUACCAAGCACCCAAGAAGACACAUUUGUGUUCAGCACAGGCUACGAUGAAGUCAUUAUUCCUUGCCGUGUGACAAAUCCCAAUGCUACAGUAGCUCUUUAUGAAAAGAGGGUUAAUGAUCCAGUCCCUGGAAUGUAUUUUCCACAGCAAGGCUUUAAAGGCCAGUUCGAAGACAAGACCUACAUCUGCAAGGCAACAAUAGAAGAUGAAGAGUUUGAAUCUGAAACAUUCUAUGUCUACAACCUCCAAGUUUCUUCUUCUCCUACAUCCUUAAUCAACAUUUCUAUCAGUGCAGUGCAAACUAUUUUGAAACAAGGUGAAAAUAUCAUUGUGACAUGUACAGUAAGAGGUAUUGAGUUGAUUGGUUAUACCUGGAGUUAUCCUGGACAAAUGGUAGGCAAAGAGGUAAAACCUGCGACAAUUAUUGUUCCAGGACAUUAUACUAGUUCUAUCCUAACCAUUCAUAAUGCAGACUCAAAUGAUCAGGGUCUAUAUGCAUGUGAGGCCACGGAUACCUAUCAUGGACAGAAAGAAGAACAAAGUAUCUUUAUCAGAGUGAUUGAGCGUGGCUUUGUGACUUUCCACACUGUACUGAAUGAGACCGUAUUUGCAGAACUGCACAAAAGUCACACCUUUUUGGUACAGAUCGAAGCCUAUCCAAGUCCAACCAUCAUCUGGUUUCAGAAUAAGAAGCCCCUGACUUCUGAGAGCAACAGUGAUUUCGCUAUCAAUAGUAGGAAUUUGUCAGAAACCAGGUAUCAAUCUACUCUGACCCUUGUGAGGGUGAAAGCAAGUGAGGGAGGUCUGUACACUGUCCGAGCAUUUCACGAAGAUGAUUUAAAAGAGCUCUCCUUCUAUUUGCAGAUUAAUGUCCCAGCUACAGUGACGGAACUGAGAGACAGUAGCAACAAGACAAAUGGUGAGCAAACAGUGAUCUGUACUACAGAAGGAAUGCCCCAGCCAGAGGUUACCUGGUAUACCUGUAAUAAUGACAAAUGGUGUGCUGGGGAAACUACCAAGAUCCUGGGGAAUAGCUCAGAAGAAAUGAAUCUGCAAACAAAUUUCACAUAUGAAGAUGACCGGAAAGUUUACAUUGUGACAAGCAAGCUCCACUUUCACAGAGUAGAUGAGCCUAUUUUUAUCCAAUGUGCAGCUCAAAAUCUCUUGGGUGCACAUUCUCAGCAGAUCACCCUAGUCCCAUACAAUCUACCUUUUAAAGUGAUCAUUAUUUCAGUAAUCGUGGCCUUUGUGGUUCUCAUGGUUCUUUUCCUGGUGAUCCUCAUUUUCUUGUGGCGAAAAAAGCCUCGAUAUGAAAUUCGCUGGAAGGUGAUUGAGUCAAUCAGCUCUGAUGGGCAUGAAUAUAUCUACGUGGACCCUAUGCAACUGCCUUAUGAUUCCAGCUGGGAGGUUCCAAGGGACAGGCUGGUUUUAGGGCGUACAUUGGGCUCUGGAGCCUUUGGGCGUGUGGUGGAAGCAAUUGCUCACAGCCUCAGCCAUUCCCAGUCCACCAUGAGAGUUGCUGUGAAAAUGCUCAAGUCCACAGCCCGAAGCAGUGAAAAGCAGGCUCUGAUGUCAGAACUGAAGAUCAUGAGCCACCUUGGGCCUCACCUGAACAUUGUGAACUUGCUUGGUGCUUGCACCAAAGGAGGUCCCAUCUACAUCGUAACUGAAUACUGUCGCUAUGGAGACCUGGUGGACUAUCUACAUAGGAACAAGCACACCUUCCUGCAGUGCUAUAGUGAGAAGGCCAAGCAAGGAGCAGAAUUGUAUGGGAAUGGCAUGCGUGUGGACCGGCUGCAGAGGUGCCUGUCAAUUUGA
Protobothrops mucrosquamatus (brown spotted pit viper) is the source of this 2324-nucleotide messenger RNA. RefSeq names its product platelet-derived growth factor receptor beta. The record is from RefSeq and is a predicted model, not a curated record. Gene Ontology annotation, cellular component: signaling receptor complex. The transcript has 15 exons. Gene Ontology annotation, molecular function: platelet-derived growth factor beta-receptor activity; platelet-derived growth factor binding; ATP binding. NCBI's taxonomy places the organism in Eukaryota, Metazoa, Chordata, Lepidosauria, Squamata, Viperidae. Gene Ontology annotation, biological process: cell surface receptor protein tyrosine kinase signaling pathway; protein phosphorylation; positive regulation of smooth muscle cell migration. Bases 162 to 2324 code for a protein of 720 amino acids.